Messenger RNA from Hyposmocoma kahamanoa, 4020 nucleotides. RefSeq lists its product as uncharacterized. The record is from RefSeq and is a predicted model, not a curated record. The transcript has 5 exons. The coding region runs from base 16 to 2472 and encodes 818 amino acids. Lineage: Eukaryota; Metazoa; Arthropoda; Insecta; Lepidoptera; Cosmopterigidae.
GCUGAGCGCGGCAUCAUGUCGCGCCUCACCUUUUACAUACUUCUCGCGUACAUUUACUCAGUGACUAGUGAACCCAUCUGUGAUCUGGAGUUCUGCUGGUGCUACCCAGAUGUCCACCCCCGAUACACCACCGUCAACUGCACCGUCCCGUCCGACCAGGAUUUGUACAUAUCGGAUGGCGAUCUUCCGAAGACGACUACAACUCUCAUGGUCAACGGAGGAGAAUCUCUCCUGUUCGAGCCCCUCUCAUUGACGCAGAUCAAGAAUGUAAGACAUAUUAGCAUUUCGAGAGCCCGGCGGAUACGCAUAAAAAAAUAUGCCGCUCAAAAUCUCAACAUUAUAAGUACCUACUUAAACAUAGUUGGGUGCGAUGAAGUUCGUAUAGAAGAGAGGGCUUUUAGCAAUAUCAAAGGUCCGCUGUCAGUGGCUAUUACAAACGCUAAAAUUGUCAAUUUAGAAAGUAACGCUUUCUCCUGGCUACUGAUGAUGGAAGUAUCCAACGUUAAUAAGCUUAAUUUAAGCCCUGAAGUUUUUAUGUUGGACCCAAGUGCUGCCAACGUCGGAGACCAUGGCCCCGGCAUGUCGAUUGUUCUAAGCAACCUGACUGUACCUGAGUUCCCUAUGCAAGCAUUUGGAUCAUCCGCUGCUUCCAUCAACAUGGAUUUCGUACAAGUUCGCGCAAUUCGAUCAAGUGCAUUUUCUGCAAACACAUACAGCAAUGUGAUGGCAUCCAAUUGCUCAUUUCACCUUAUAGAAAAUGAAUCAUUUGCUCAAAAGUCACUUAUAAACAAUUUUCAACUACACGGCUGUAAAAUUUAUCAAUUUUCUACAAAAGCAUUACAAUCUGCAGUUGCGACUCUCAAUAUAUCACACUCCAGUUUCAACAAUAUCGAGACCGGAGCUAUUACAACAACAGUCGCAGCAGUACUAAUUACAGACAACACUUUUCAUAACUUUAUGGAACGAGGCUUUGAAUUAUCUGCAUGGAAUACGUUCCACAUGGAGAGAAAUAAAUUUGAUAAAGUUGCGCCAUACGCAAUAGUAGCACCGGGUUCGUCGAUACAUGAAAUGGUAUUCUCUGAAAAUGAAGUGGAAACUGCUGAGACUAACAGUCUUGCCUUUAUUGGUCAUGCUUAUGCCAAAUCUGCACGUCAUGUAAAAUACAAAAACAACUACUACGGACAAACAUGCCACUGUAACAUCAGUACCUGGCUAGCCGAAAGUUUGGGUGCUCAAAGUGCCGAGCCUUUCGAAUCCGAGAGCUCGUGCACCGUAGGUGAGUUCUUUGCUCGCUGCUUUAACGAACCGUCACAAAACAUGGUAUUUAAAAAGUUUCUGGAUGGUGUAUGCACUGAAAAAUCUACGAUAGAAUGCGAAGUUCCAAUUCAAGUUAACCCAGAGAUUCAAAAUACAAGAUUUCCACAUAAAAAAGAAGACGAUGAAGACUACGGAGAUACCGAAAGAAAUAACAAAGUGAUAGGUAUUGUCAUUGUGACAUGUUUAGGGUGUGUGAUAAUCGCACUGAUCAUUAGUUUUAUAAAAUGGAUGAGACGAAAAGGCUAUUGUGCAAACGUCAAAAAUUUCCUGUCAAGAAAUUCCUCUUGUGGAGCACUGUGCGACAGAAUGUGUGGCUGUGGGAGAAACCAUGGCCUGGACAACACACGAUCUAUAUCUCAGUUGUCCGUCAAUGAAUAUUCAGAACGCCAUCGACUUAAUGAACCACGAGUUCAAGAAAAUAUUCAAGAGACCAGACUUCCGGAGAUGUACGGUGAGCAAGUAGUGCCCAUGGACGACAAAACUACACAGACUUUACCUGAAGAACUAACUAAAGAACUUUUAGAAAAUUUAAGAGAAAAAUUGGAAGACCCAGAAAAUUACGUAGAAGCACGAGAAAUGAUUGAACAUCUAUAUGAGCUUAUCAAAGUCGAAGAAAGCUGUAAUUCAAACAAUCCUAUAUCGACACGUGCUGCUGAAGAAAACAUCUACGAACUACCAUUCCAAAACACUACUCCUAGAAUAGGUAAAAACAAGAAACAAAUGAUUAGCGUGGGCACGAGAACGCCAUCUAUAGAUAAACUAAUGCCACUUUCACCGUAUAACCGGCAAACUGCACUGGCACAUGAAUAUUUUGAGCCCAAAGAUUUUGCAGUUCACUUAUACGCCGAAAUAGCAAAUGCUGACAGGGAAAAGAAAAAUCUACUGGGUAUUAUGCCAGAUGUAAUACAGGCAGAUCAAGCAAUUCCUCGUGGUCCAUACUUACGCGCAGUUCGUGAUAAAUUAGGCUCAAGUGUCAGCGCUAGUCCUUCGACUAAGUAUUUGAACAACUCCAUUGCUAGUCCUCAACAUUCUUCAACCACUAAAUCAAACAAGUCUACGUUGUCUAAUUCGUCAGGAAGAAUGACAAAUAGGCCACUGCCAGAAAAACCUGCCAACUUGGACCCUGGUGAGGGCACAUCUUACAGACAUGGCUGAAACUGAGCUAUGGCCGUAUCCGACGGCCAACAGACGAGUAUGCCCAGCAAGAGACUAGUACAAUUCAGCCAAAGACUAGAAAUGCUCGUUACCGCUCACAAGACGCUAUCUGUCCUGCCAUCAGAGGGGACCACCACUACUCAGAGAACCCUCCACCGGUAAUGCCUCCACUAAUAACGAACUGGAUUUGAGGACCCGCCGAGGCAAGAUAGCUAUGAUUAUUAUUGUUUCGUUGCUGUGAUAUUAUUUUGUUUAUAUGCGAUCUUUCACAAUGCCGAAGAUAAUUGAUCGUGUUAUAUUAUACACGGAUGUCUUUAGUUUAUUUGUAAAUAAUAUGGUAUAAUAAAUAUUUAGGUUUGUAUCAAAUAAUGUGCCACAUAAUGAUAAAGACCGUGUUAAUAAAUUGUUAGUUAAUAUUUUCUCACAUAGUAAACAAAAUGGGCUGAUUCUUUUUUCUUAACCACGACGUUAACUUACCAAUUUAUGGUUAGUGACAAUUCCAUUAUUAUGUGUACAUUUUGCGGGAGGUUCAUACAAAUACGAGUGUGAAAAUUAUAACUAUUUUUGAGAAAUUUAAAUGUAUAUGUACCUAGAGGCGCAAAUUACGUAUAACGAUAAUGAAUUAGCUAGUCGAAAGUUAUUCUUCCAAUUAAUUAAUAUGAAUACAAUGGUCUCUACCACAAUUAUUAAUACAAUGCAAAUGUAUAUGUCAAUCUCUAAACAUUCACUACGAAUUCACACUAAUUGACAAAAUUAUCGUUCAAUUUCGUAACCAAUAAUUCUUAUUUGUAUAAUACUGAAGGAUGACUAGGUAACUUAAAAAGUUAUCUUUAAUAUUUCAUUGUACUAGUAGGCACUUUGUCGUCCGAAAGGUUAGUGAGUCAAACAUGAAUUUUAGUAAAAGAAUAGGAGUAUACGUAAUACCACUGCUGUACUACACUACUACGAGUAUACUUACUAUACACGUGAUGAACAUAAUAGAUGUAUAUGGAGGUAAUGUUCACUUAUCAAAUAAUAUUAUUUAACUGUGCGUAGUAAAUGUUGACAGUAGAGUUAGUUCAAAAUAUUAAUUAAUGUUCUUCACUGUGUAAAAAUUUAAUAAUCACAGAUUCUAUAUAUAUUUUAAUCGAUACCUGGAGUAAUCAUAAUAAUGACUUCCAAUUAUUUCCGCCUUUCCACUACACGUGGUGAGAAGUCGCUCAUAGUUGUUCUCAUAGUCUGUGGUUGUUCCCGUUGCAUGUACCAUUGUAAAGUGCAGUUCAACAUUAUCUUUGAAUUUGUAUUUGUCGGUUUUGAAAUCAACCAUUAGGUACACAAUUAGCAUAUCUAUAGACAUAAAUAAAUAUGUAAUAUAUUUUUUAAUAAUACAUAAUACAAAAUCACAAAUAUUUACAAUGAAAUUUUUAAAAAUUUCAAAAAAGUAUAUUUUUUUAAAUUUAUAGACAAACCUACUAUGCUUUUGAAAGUAUGUAAAGAUAAUAACAAUUAGCGGUGUGAAACUUGUUAACUAUAGAGGUAACGGCGAAAUAAAUCUAGGGUCUGCAGUCU